Zootoca vivipara (common lizard) is the source of this 4644-nucleotide messenger RNA. It is a transcript of the gene DCAF13, whose product is annotated as DDB1 and CUL4 associated factor 13. Gene Ontology annotation, molecular function: protein binding. The record is from RefSeq and is a predicted model, not a curated record. NCBI's taxonomy places the organism in Eukaryota, Metazoa, Chordata, Lepidosauria, Squamata, Lacertidae. Gene Ontology annotation, biological process: maturation of SSU-rRNA from tricistronic rRNA transcript (SSU-rRNA, 5.8S rRNA, LSU-rRNA). Gene Ontology annotation, cellular component: small-subunit processome; nucleolus.
ACGGCCGUGCCUCUCUCGGUGGGCGGGUUUAGUGCCUUAGCCCGCCCUUGCUCACGUGACCAGGGAGUUGCUGGUUCCUAUUUCAUCCGCACGCUAGUAGACCCGGCUCUCUCGACCCGGAAGUGAUUCCUGGCGUUGCUUCGUUUCUGCCUGGUCCAUGUGGGCUGCCGGAGGGUAGCGGAGAGAACCGUUUCUUUUCCCAUCCCGACGCCCUCAGUCACAGACGAUGAAGGUGAAGGUGUUGAGCAGGAACCCGGAUGAUUACGUGCGAGAAACCAAGCAGGACCUUCAGCGGGUUCCACGGAAUUAUGAUCCUGCAUUACAUCCCUUUGAGGUUCCACGGGAAUAUACUCGGGCACUAAAUGCAACAAAAUUAGACCGUGUUUUUGCAAAGCCUUUUGUUGCAUCAUUAGAUGGCCACAGGGAUGGCGUUAACUGCAUGGCUAAGCAUCCAAACAGUUUGUCUACAGUUUUGUCUGGAGCAUGUGAUGGAGAGGUUAGAAUUUGGAACUUGAUGAAGCGUGAAUGCACCCGUACAUUGCUGGCACAUGAGGGCUUUGUGAGAGGAAUGUGUACCCGUUUCUGUGGUACAUCUUUCUUCACUGUUGGUGAUGAUAAAACAGUGAAGCACUGGAAAAUGGAGGCGCCAGAUUAUGGGGAAGCAGAAGAACCGCUGAAUACAAUUCUUGGAAAGACUGUGUACACUGGAAUUGAUCACCAUUGGAAGGAUCCUGUUUUUGCUACUUGUGGUCAUCAAGUUGAUAUCUGGGACGAACAGAGAACCAGUCCUUUAUGCUCUUUGACGUGGGGAGUCGAUAGCAUAAGCAGUGUCAAAUUCAAUCCAAUUGAGAUGUACCUUUUGGGAAGCUGUGCUUCAGACAGGAAUAUUGUGCUGUAUGACAUGAGACAAUCAACGGCAUUGAAGAAGGUUAUCUUGGAUAUGAGAACAAAUACGCUUUGCUGGAAUCCCAUGGAAGCUUUCAUUUUCACUGCUGCAAAUGAGGACUUCAACUUAUAUACUUUUGAUAUGCGAUUUCUUGACAAGCCUGUAAUGGUUCAUAUGGAUCAUGUGUCUGCAGUCCUUGAUGUGGAUUACUCUCCUACUGGGAAAGAAUUUGUGUCUGCCAGCUUUGAUAAAUCUAUUCGCAUUUUUCCAGUAGACAAAGGUCAUAGCAGAGAAGUCUAUCAUACAAAGCGAAUGCAGCAUGUCAUUACUGUUAAAUGGACAUCUGACAACAAAUAUAUCUUGUGUGGCUCUGACGAAAUGAACAUUCGUUUGUGGAAAGCUAAUGCUUCUGAAAAACUUGGUGUGCUUGCUCCUCGGGAAAAAGCAGCUAUGAACUACAAUGAGAAAUUGAAAGAGAAAUUCCAGCACCACCCCCAAAUCAAACGUAUAAGUCGCCAUCGUCACUUGCCAAAAAUGAUCUACAGCCAAGCCAGAGAGCAACGCAUCAUGAGAGAAGCUCGUCGACGAAAGGAAAUGAAUCGACGGAAACAUAGCAAGCCUGGAUCUGUACCGCUUGUGUCAGAGAAGAAGAAACACAUUGUGGCUGUAGUGAAAUAAUAGUUUAUAUAAUGGUCUGUUUUAUUGGUUGAAUUAUUAAGGACAAUGCACAUUCCUAUAGGAGAUAAUUAUGACACUUUUACUUUUUAAAUGUCUCCAUUACGAUUGUAAUGUUUGGAUUUUGCAGUAAAAAGGCAUUUAAAAUUUUAUAUCUAGAUAUGCUACUGAUAUAGUUUAGGUUAAUUUUGUGACCUCCAGUAGCAUUUCAUUCUGUUGUACCUUCUGUCAAUCCAAUUUUGUGUCACCUGAAAAAUAGACACAAGUGUUGUAUCCACUGCCAAAAAGGAUGAACAACUUCACUAUGCAACAAGCAGCUUUCCCUUUACUAGAGACUAUAUAAGCAUUCAGCAUGUCAUUUCUAAAAUCCUAUAAAGACACUGGCCUGUGUUUCUUUACUCCACCCACCAACAUAAUUGGGCAGUUGUCAAUAUGUGAUAUUAAAACAAAUAUUUGUGUUGAAUAGUAACUUUGUUGUUGCCUAAUUUAAAGCUUGAACUUUCUAAACUGGAAUGGAAAAAAUAGACAUAACCAUUUUGAAUGUGAUUAACAGCAAAAUGCUGAUAUCUUUUGUACUUAUGGUUACCUUUAUUGGGACAUGAUCAAGACAAAAUUGAGAACUUUUUCACAUCCAUUUCAGUUUAAAAGUUAAGCAGGAUCUGAAUGUCUUUAUUAUAACCAGUGGAGCUUUUAAAAGUUAUUAACUGGCAGGAUCAGGUCUUUUAUUUAUCUGUUUGAAUUUUUAAAAUACUAAGUUUGCUCUUGAAAGAGAGUGAAAUGUUAACCAAGCCUCAGGGAACAGCUAACAGUAAAUUAAAGUUGCAAUCUUAUGGUCUCUGGGAAUUGUGGACCUAUGACCACCCCAGUAGGAUAUUGUGGACCUUCUUGAUGGGUAGGGAAGGAGGUCUGCCCCCAGAGGCCGCAUCAAUGCAGAUGUAGAAACCUGAGUAGCUGAGCUCCUUGUAUGUGGGUGAUGCAUUCAUGAUGGGUCGGGAAUUCUGUAUGAGCAUUGCAUUCAGAGUGCUCUUGAUACUUCAGCCAUACUAGGCCAUACUGUUUUCUAGACCCCUGCCAGUCUGGUAUGGAGGUGUAAGAUCAGAUCCCUGCCCUGCUUUGGAAAUGGGCAGAAUGGGGGAGAGGCUGUGAAAUGAAGUACAUACCGAGUCUACUUAACUAAGCAAAAGAAAGCUAACUUCAUGUGUACUGUGUGAUUCAUUUGUUGCCCUCUCAAUUUGUUACCCGAGUUAUAAUAGCACAGUUCAUCAUUAACUGUCCAGAUAGAAUUAUCUCUAAGCUCAAUGUUGUAGAGAUCAAUUAAAUCAACUAGAAAUUUAGUUCAUUAGAAAUUAAGAGCAUUAUACUAAUGGCUUUUCAAGAAAGAUGUGAGAGAAGCCAUGGUUCUGUUUCCACUCUUGCAACUCUUUAAUUUCGGCUUGAGAUAUUUAGAAAAUUUAAAGACUAUUUUUCAAUCACAGACAUGUUGAAAGCAGAGAAAACUGUAAAAAGAAAGAGAAAGAAAGAAAGAAAGAAAGAAAGAAAGAAAGAAAGAAAGAAAGAAAGAAAGAGAAAAUUGGGGAGAAGCAAAUAAGUUAAAUCAUUUAACAGAUUCUUUUUUUUCCUUGAAAAAUUCACAUAGACUGUUAGUGAUGUCCUCCAUAGGAAUAAUUCAGCAAGUACUCCUGAGACAUAAAGUACUGGUCUCAUAUUGUUGCAUCUCCAAGUAAUGCUGGAAAAGAAACUGAAACACUUGAAGAGCCUCUGCCAAUCAGUGGUAAAUGGACCAGUAGCCUGACUUUAUUUAAGGCAGACUCUUAUGUUCCUGUGAUUUCUGCAAUAAUUUAAACCAUUUGGGGGGCAUUGAUUGAUACUAAACUGGCCAAACAUUUACUAACAGUUGCCUUGUUUUCUGCUUCUAGUUAUGGCUCACAAAAUAAUAUCUGUGGAGUUUCCUCCGCAAAUGAUCAUCAAGCCCUGUGGUGAUGGUCUGGAACUUUGCAUUGUGUGUGCUAUUCAUUACCUACUUCUAGUUCUAUCAGUUUCUACUUAUUCCCUGUGUUGAGUCAUAGUGAGCUAUAAUCGGCUUCUCUAGGAGAAGUGUUUCUAAUUGUGGGAUUGGGUUAACGAUCUGUAUCUAAGCCUUCAGCAAGGAGCUUCUUGCAUCUUAAGUGACAGGAGUAGUAUCAGCAUGGUCCUAAGUGCUAAUUUUUCUGAAAAGAGCCUAAUGGGUGCAGAGCUCUACAGAGGAUUUUAUCCACAGGAACAAAAGACCUGAAAAAGGAAGGGGAUGUUGACCAUAGGAAAAUGCUGCAUCGUAGAUGAGAUGAAAGUAGCACAUCAGCAAAUUUCUUUACCAGACUGUGUUGAUGACAGGAAAUGAUUUCUCAUGCCAUAAGCAUUCAGGACACAAUAAGCCAAAAUUAUUUUUCCUACAAAGCAAGUAAUCUAGUUUUUAAAAUUGAAGGAGAAAUAUUUAAUUGGUACAGCUGGAUAAAUAAAGGUGUAUUUAUAGAUAAGCUAUUUGAGGAAUAGAGCCUGUUAGGGUUUUUUUUUUGAACUAGUUAAGGCAAAAAUUUAACCUUUACGAACAAAUCCAUUGACAAUAUUUGCAGCUGCAUCUUUUUGCAAUAGAGUAUUUGCAAUCAGAAAAUACUGGGAUGUUUCUAAUAAACCUGUAUUUCAGAAUAAUCCUUCUCUUUCUGGUUGUCUCUGAAGCUCCAAAAACAUCAGUGUAAAAUAUCCCAACAACAAAAUGUGUCCUAUCAAAAAUUUAAAAAGCAUAGAAUAAAUAAUUGGAUUAAAAUGGCAAUCUCAAAGUGUAGAACAAAAUGGAAUGCAUUUGUUGGGAAAGUUUAUGUAAAGUAUCUCUUUUUCAAAUAUAUGAAAGUAAAAGUAUUUCCCAGUAUAAUAUAUAUACCUUGGGGGGGGGGUUGGGGUUUUUGUUUUUUGUUUUGCAUUUUUUGCUCUGCCCAUGUUUGCCUCUGGCCACACGCAUCACUGGCAUGUGGCCCCUGGAAGGGUUCCCAUGAGGUAAUGUGGCUCUUGGGCUGAAAAGGUUAUCCCAUGCCUGGGCUGAUUUAUUUGAA